Molecule: messenger RNA, 1632 nt
Organism: Verticillium alfalfae VaMs.102
Lineage: Eukaryota; Fungi; Ascomycota; Sordariomycetes; Glomerellales; Plectosphaerellaceae
Product: polyamine transporter TPO5
Exons: 4
Coding region: 1-1632 (543 amino acids)
Biological process (GO): amino acid transport; transmembrane transport
Cellular component (GO): membrane
Molecular function (GO): transmembrane transporter activity
Source: RefSeq, a predicted model, not a curated record
AUGUCUCACGUCCUCUCUCAGGACCCGGGCGCUCGCGACCCAUACGCCGAUCAAUAUGGUCGUGACAUGUAUUCCUCCGGUUACGAGAACGGCACCAACGGCGGCAAAAAGAGCUCUUUCGACAUGCACCGCCGCGUCUCGGGCGUCGACGGCACCGCCGACAACGUCCUCGAGUCUCUCGGCUACAAGCCUGAGCUGUCGCGCAACCGCUCCACCAAGCAGGUUGCCUUCAUGUCCUUCGUCCUCGCCUCUAUCCCCUACGGUCUCUCUACCACGCUUUACUACCCUCUUGUCGGUGGUGGUCCCGUCACUAUCAUUUGGGGCUGGCUCGCUGUUUCCAUGAUCAUCGUCUGUGUCGCUGCCUCUCUCGGAGAGAUCACCAGUGUUUAUCCCACUGCCGGAGGUGUCUACUACCAGGCCUUCAUGCUCGCACCCGCUUCUUGGCGUCGUGUUGCCAGUUGGAUCUGUGGUUGGGCUUAUGUCGUGGGCAACAUUACCAUCACUCUGGCCGUUAACUUCGGCACCAGCUUGUUCUUUGUCGGCUGCAUCAACGUGUUCGAGUCCGAACCUGGUGUCGGUAUCUUCCAGUACGAGAACUAUCAGCUGUACCUGAUUUUCUUGGGUAUCACGAUUCUUUGCAACCUCGUGUCAGCCCUCGGCAACCGUUGGCUUCCCGUCCUUGACACUGCCGCCGUCUUCUGGACCUUCGCUGGUGUCCUUGCCAUUAUCAUCACUGUUCUUGUCAUGGCCAAGGGCGGUCGUCGCGAUGCUGAAUUCGUCUUCACCCACUUCGAGCCCACCUCCGGAUGGCCUGAUGGCUGGGCUUUCAUGGUCGGUCUUCUCCACGCCGGUUACGCCACCUCGUCUACGGGCAUGAUCAUUUCCAUGUGCGAGGAGGUUCGCGACCCCUCAACCCAGGUUCCCAAGGCCAUGGUUGCCACCAUCUUCAUCAACACUUUCGCUGGCCUCCUCUUCCUCAUUCCCCUCGUCUUCGUCAUGCCCGACAUCAGCGAGCUCGUCCUCGCCCAGCAGCCCGUGCCCGCCAUCAUCAAGUCCGCCGUCGGCUCCCCUGGUGCGGCUAUCGGCCUCUGCGUGCCUCUCCUUGUCCUCGCGCUCCUUUGCGGCAUUGGCUGCACCACCGCUGCCUCUCGCUGCACAUGGGCUUUCGCCCGUGACGGCGCCAUUCCGGGCUCCCGCUGGUGGAAGACCAUCCACCCUAAGCUCGAUGUUCCUUUCAACGCCAUGAUGCUCUCGAUGGUCGUUCAGAUCCUGCUUGGCCUUCUGUGGUUCGGCUCAUCGGCUGCCUUCAACGCCUUCUCUGGUGUCGGUGUCAUUUCUCUGACUGCCGCUUACGCCACUCCCAUUGCCAUCAACUUGUUCACCGGCCGCCGUGCUGUCAAGGACGCCAAGUUCAGCCUCGGCAAGUUUGGCGUUGCUGCCAACAUCAUUGCUCUCGCUUGGUCCGCCCUCGCCAUGCCCCUCUUCUGCAUGCCUGCCACCAUCCCUGUCACUCUGACCACGGUCAACUACGCCCCCGUCGUCUUUGUCUUUGCAACUCUGGUCUCGGCCGUGUGGUACGUCAUCUGGGGCCACAAGAACUACGCUGGCCCUCCUUCCAACGAGAUGUACUGA